Messenger RNA from Ipomoea triloba (trilobed morning glory), 762 nucleotides. RefSeq lists its product as uncharacterized. The record is from RefSeq and is a predicted model, not a curated record. Lineage: Eukaryota; Viridiplantae; Streptophyta; Magnoliopsida; Solanales; Convolvulaceae. Bases 1 to 762 code for a protein of 253 amino acids. The transcript is spliced from 3 exons.
AUGAGUUCAGGGGGGGCGGAGCAGGGCUUGUUUUCGGCUUCGGAGGUGCAGAUGAUUGAUUUUCUAAGGGCUUCUUUUCGGCAAAUGUUGAGCGACCAAGAAAAUGAGCUCAAGGCGGAGAUGGAGAAUCUCAAAAAAGCCAAGGAGUGGGUGGGAGAAACUGAGGAAUGGAAAAUGAAGGUGAGACGAGAAAUGGAAGAGUUGAAGGCCGAGAAAAAGGAAGUUGAUGAGGAGAGAGUGAAGGUUUGUGAGGAAAGAUAUGUGUGGUUGGAGAGGAGGCUGGCUCGCAUUGAGGAGAAUGUUGCUUAUGUUGCUGGGAUGCUUCUCAGAAAGGAUGCUCAGAAUGCUGCUGGUACUAGUACUCCCAACAAGGAAGCUGGCAAGUCUACAGUUUCUUCUUCGUACCUCAACUUGAACCCUCAAAAUGUUGGGAGCGGAGCAUGGGUGGAUCAAAAUGAGAUGCGUUUGGCAUUUGUAAAUGAUCCUCAACUUUGUUUGACCGCUGUUUGUGCACUUUAUAGAAACCUAAUUUCUGCGCCAUUAUCAAAUGAUCAAUCCGGGGUUGAAUUGGCCAAGUAUCUCAUUGACGGCCACCCAGAGAAUAAACUCAAUAGGGCUGUCUCAGACAUAUCUAAAGUUGUUACUGAGGAAUCUAUAAGGUUAGCUCUCAAGUACAGUAGGCAACUUUUCCGCAUUUACUCUAGCGGUGAGGAUCCUUUGUUCUGUCACAAUUCUACAACCUCAGCUAGCUCCAAGCCUUAA